Messenger RNA from Pimephales promelas (fathead minnow), 3015 nucleotides. It is a transcript of the gene ivns1abpb, whose product is annotated as influenza virus NS1A binding protein b. Lineage: Eukaryota; Metazoa; Chordata; Actinopteri; Cypriniformes; Leuciscidae. Gene Ontology annotation, molecular function: protein binding. The record is from RefSeq and is a predicted model, not a curated record.
GACGCAGCAUUGUUAAGCGCGCGCUCUUCGGUACAUCUCGUUAACGGCGGUUCUUUGGACAGAUAAUCAUUAUUUUUCUUAGUAGAGAUGAUGUUCAAGGUCCUUAACAGACAAAGGAAAUCGGAAAAGCCACUUUUAGUAUGUUGCUGUUUUACCUGAACGUUUGCCCUACAGCUUGAAUUUCGGUCAUCAUGCAUAAUCAAGGUUGUAGGACUUGUAUUCUUUAACCCGCUGAGUGACAUCAGACAAGAUUGGUGCAGCCACCGUUUCUUCUCUGUUGAAAGGUCUAAUAAAGUGCCUUAGAGCAAGACUGUUCUCCUGUUACAUCUGUUUGAUUCGUCAAAAUGACUCCCAACGGAUAUUUAAUAUUUGAAGAUGAGAGUUUCCUUGAUUCUACUGUGGCCAAGAUGAAUGCUUUGCGUAAAAGUGGCCAGUUUUGUGAUGUCAGACUAUUGGUCUGUGGACAUGAGCUUAUGGCACAUAAGGCUGUGCUGGCCUGCUGCAGUCCUUGCCUCUUUGAAAUCUUCAAUGCAGACUCUGAGCCACAGGGUGGGAUUUCACUGGUUAAAUUUGAUGACCUCAACCCUGAUGCUGUGGAGAUCUUGCUGAACUAUGUCUACACGGCGCAACUGAAGGCAGAUAAAGAUCUGGUCAGAGAUGUGUAUUCUGCAGCAAAAAAGCUCAAAUUGGAGAGAGUCAGACAGAUCUGUGGAGACUACCUGCUAUCAAAAAUGGACUCCCAAAGUGCCAUUUCAUACCGCAAUUUUGCUAGUAGCAUGGCUGAUGGGCGGCUUCUGGGCAAGAUUGAUGGCUAUAUCCAGGAUCAUCUUCAGGAGAUCUCAGAACAGGAUGAUUUCCUUAAACUUCCUAGACUGAAACUGGAGGUGAUGCUAGAGGAGAACCUGAACUUGCCUGGUAAUGGCAAACUGUACUCAAAGGUGAUAAGCUGGGUGCAACGCAGCCUGUGGAAAAAUGGAUAUCCCCUGGAGAAACUAAUGGAAGAGGUGCAAACGCUGUACUACUCAGCAGAUCACAAAUUACAUGAUGGGAGCCUGCUUGAGGGGCAUGCAGAGGUCUGCAGCUCUGAGGAUGACCACAUCCAGUUUGUGCAGAAGAAGCCUCCUCGAGAGAGAGACGAGAUGAUCUCAGGUGCCUCUGGCAGCCUCUCUCCCUCCAUCAGCCAGUUCAACAAGCACGAAUGGAAGUACAUUGCAUCAGAGAAGACAACCAACAAUGCAUACCUGUGUCUGGCUGUUCUGAGAGGCAUACUGUGUGUGAUCUCCCUGCAUGGCCGCACUAGUCCUCAUACUUCCCCAUCUGCUACACCGUGUGUGCUUAAGAGCCCAAGCUUCGAGACUCAACCAGAAGAUCUGCAGGAGAAGCUUUUAAAGCCCAUGCAUUACGCUCGCUCAGGCCUGGGAACUGCUGAACUGGACUGCAAGCUCAUUGCUGCAGGUGGCUACAACCGAGAAGAGUGCUUGAGGACAGUGGAGUGUUAUGACCCAAAGAAAGACUGCUGGAGUUUCAUUGCUCCUAUGCGCACUCCACGGGCUCGUUUCCAGAUGGCUGUGCUAAUGGGCGAGCUGUAUGUGAUGGGUGGCUCCAACGGUCACUCAGAUGAGUUGAGCUGUGGAGAGAUGUACAACCCCAAGACUGAUGAGUGGAUUCAAGUUCCUGAGCUCCGCACCAACCGUUGCAAUGCAGGUGUGUGUUUCUUGCAAAACAAGCUUUUCGUGGUGGGUGGAUCUGAUCCCUGUGGCCGAAAGGGCUUGAGGAAUUGUGACUCCUUUGACCCAGUGACUAAAAUGUGGACCAGCUGUGCACCCCUCAACAUAAGGAGGCACCAGGCGGCAGUGUGCGAGGUAAAUGGAUUUGUGUAUGUGAUUGGUGGCGCUGAGUCCUGGAACUGCUUAAACUCAGUAGAGCGCUACAACCCAGACAACAACACGUGGACCCUGGUGGCCCCCAUGAACGUGGCCCGUCGUGGAGCUGGUGUGGCUGUGUAUGAAGGGAAGGUUUUUGUGGUUGGAGGAUUUGACGGCACUCACGCUCUGCGCUGUGUGGAGGUCUAUGAUCCAGCCCACAACGAGUGGAGAAUGUUAGGCAGCAUGAUGUCAGCACGAAGCAAUGCAGGGCUGGCUGUGUUGAACGGUGUGCUCUGUGCUGUCGGGGGCUUUGAUGGCAAUGAGUUUCUCAACACCAUGGAGGUGUAUGACCCAGAGAAGAAUGAGUGGAGCCCGUUUAUAGAGGGAUUAGCUAAGAAUUGAAUGGUGUCAGAAUCCCGUGCUCAGUCGGACACAUUGUGAUGUGAUUGUAUUUGACUUAUGUUCAUCUGUUUGUUUAGGUGCUGAGGAAAUGACUCUGAUAGAUGCUCAUAUAGGGUUGCCCAAAGCAACAUAAAACCUUUGCAUAUUGCAUAAUUAUGAUGUAAAUAAAUUUCUGUCUUUUUGUUUUUAAUGCAUUUGUUGUUUCACCAUCAAAGCCAGUAACUGUAGUAAUAUGGAGAUGGUAAGGUUAAUUUCAUAAGAACAGGUUUAUUAGUGUUAUAAUAUGAUCUGUGGCAAAGGUUCAUGACCCGCUGCAGUCAGAUGCAGUGCUUAUGAUUGACUUUACAAUGAUUAUGAUGAUUGAUCAUGGCUUUUUAUUGAAGAUACGAUAAGUAUAGUUGUAAAGUCUUAGACCACAGGAUACUUGGCUAAAGCUCAUCUUGACUGGGGCCACAAUGCUUCAGUGGAAUUGUAUCUUUUGCCUUUUUAUAGCAUUUUUACACAACUGAUCUAAGUGUCUAAUACAUAAUAUUGAAAAGCAUGCAUUCAGUUAUGGAUGAAUCUGUGCCACAGGCUUGUUUUUAAUUAAAUUCUUAUCUAUGUCUGCUUCAUGUUAAAGAAGCCAAUGAUGAUAAUGUCACUUAACACCUAAUGUCUCAUCUUAUUCAUUGAAAAUGUUGUAAAUGAUUUUUUUUGUUUAACUUUCAGUACAAAAAAGGUGCAAAAAUUAAUAAACCUUUUCAACUUA